AUGACGAUUGUCGGGAAUGUUGCCGGGCCUUGUAUGUUUGACCCCGAAUUCGAGCUCUUAAAGCAUAACUAUUUUAUUCCCGCAGUCAUUUGGACCUUCGUUCCAUCCAAUGGCGCCGGUCGCACUAAGAAGUCAGUCACUGAAACUGCCGGUUUUGUGGCUUACUGCGCUGUUGACUGCGUUGAAGCUCAGAUUUUCCAGAGCAAGGACGCGCCGAGGUGCAUUCCGGCGAUCGUAGUGUGCUCAAUCAUGUACGCCUUAGAGAUAGUCAUUAUGAUAGCUUGGAGAACAUACUAUAUAUGGCAAAACAAGCGUCGAGCGAAGCUGAUCGCUGAUCUAGGCAUGUCCGAGGAAGAGUCGGGGCAUCAGGGUCGCUUGAAUGCAGAAUUGGAUAUGACUGAUUACGAAAAUAUCCGUUUCAAGUACAGUGUCUAA
Penicillium angulare is the source of this 435-nucleotide messenger RNA. RefSeq names its product MFS general substrate transporter. Lineage: Eukaryota; Fungi; Ascomycota; Eurotiomycetes; Eurotiales; Aspergillaceae. The record is from RefSeq and is a predicted model, not a curated record. Bases 1 to 435 code for a protein of 144 amino acids. The transcript has 2 exons.